Molecule: messenger RNA, 1452 nt
Organism: Ascochyta rabiei
Lineage: Eukaryota; Fungi; Ascomycota; Dothideomycetes; Pleosporales; Didymellaceae
Exons: 1
Coding region: 1-1452 (483 amino acids)
Biological process (GO): transmembrane transport
Cellular component (GO): fungal-type vacuole membrane
Molecular function (GO): transmembrane transporter activity
Source: RefSeq, a predicted model, not a curated record
AUGGUGGCUCACGACGUGGAGAAGGGAAUGUCCGAUGACGCCGCGACGGAAAACAUCGCCCACACUAUCAACAACCUUUGCGCGCCCAGCCACACGUCGAUAUCGUCAAAACACUCGAAUGAAGAGGAGGACAUAUCGAGAAUACCAACGCACUCCUCUCAUGUCUCCCGCGCCGUAAAGACCAAAGACGCCUUGACGAACGUGGCCAAAACAAUCACCGCCCGCAGCAAUGCCUCGGUCAUCGACCCAGGACCAGCACCAGACGGCGGGACGAUAGCUUGGACGCAAUCCCUAAUGGGCCACCUUGUCGUCUUCAACACAUGGGGCAUGAUCGCGACCUUCGGCGUCUUCCAAGCGCACUACACCAACGACCUCGGCCUGGAGCCCUCAGCGGUAUCCUGGAUCGGAUCCAUGCAGAUGCUAGGCCACUUUGCGCUGGGCAUGUUCAGCGGGCGACUGUUCGACGCCGGCUACUUCCACUGGGUGGUGAUCCCGGGCAUGCUGCUCGCCGCCCUGGGCACCAUGAUGACGAGUCUGUGCGGGACGUACUGGCAGUUUUUCCUCGCGCAGGGCCUGACGACCGGGCUGGGUUGCGGGCUGCAGUUUGCGCCUACCAUUUCGCUCGUCACGACGUAUUUCUCGCGCCAUCGCAGCGUCGCUAUGGCUAUCAUGGCCAGUGGGAGCGCGACGGGUGGGCUCGUGUAUCCGACGAUUGCGCGCCAGCUGAUGCCGCGGAUCGGGUUUCCGUGGACGGUUAGGGUGAUGGGCUUCAUGAUGCUGGCCGUCGGCUCCAUGUACUGCUCGCUCCUCAAACCGCGCUUGCCCCCGCGCAAGUCCGGGCCGCUGUUCGAGUUCAGUGCGUUUCGAGAGCCGGCGUAUAGUAUCUUCUUGAUUGCCAUCUUCUUGAUCGGCUUGGGGCAGUACUUUGCGUUCUACUACAUCUCCUCUUUUGCCGUCCAUGUCAUCGGCGUGUCGUACGCAACGAGCGUCAAUGUCCUGCUGGUGCUCAACGGUGUUGGCAUCCUAGGGCGGCUGAUACCGAGUUACUUCGCCGACAGGUACACGGGCCCGUACAACGUGCUGAUACCGUUUUGCUUCGUAUCAUCCAUUGUCUUGUUCUUCUGGCCGCUGGUACACAGCGAGGCGGGACUGUAUGGAUGGGCGGUGUGCUAUGGAUUCUUCGUUGCUGGCUUUCAGGGUAUAUUCCCCGCAGUCAUGACGACUCUAACGAAAGACAUGAGUCGCGUGGGAACAAGGAACGGCAUGGGUUUCGCCAUCAUGGGAGUCGGUACACUCGUGGGCCCGCCCAUUGCAGGUGCGUUGAUUCAGAGCCACGGGGGUAGCUAUCUAGCUGCGCAGAUGUUUGGAGGCGCAACGGUCCUAAUUGGGAGCUGUGUGUUGGUCGUCGGACGAGCAUCGAUCACGGGUUGGAACAUCAAGGUGCGAGCGUAG